UUUACGAAGGGUUUUGGAGGGAGCUGGUCAAUCACAAGAAUCGUGCUGUCUUCCGUCUCCAAGUAGUAAAUUCGAGACCAUCCACAUAGCAAGAUGAAGUUUCUGAAACGGGGAGCUCGCGCUGAUAGUGAUGAGCACCCUAGCUCAGCCCCAGUGUACCGCUCCACUCAGAAGCAACUCCCCAUGUUGCAUCUGAAAGAUACCGUGCGGAACAAUGUCAUUGCCGUCGUGGGAGAAUUUGUGGGAACCUUCCUGUUCUUGUUCUUUUCAUUCGCUGGCACUCAGGUGGCCAACACGCCCGCACCAGUGCCCGGUGCUCCGCCGAAUACCUCGAACUUGCUCUAUUCUUCCCUGUCGUUCGGAUUUUCCUUGAUGGUUAACGUCUGGGCCUUUUACCGGGUGACCGGCGGUCUCUUCAAUCCAGCGGUCACCCUGGCCCUAUGCCUCGUGGGCGGCUUGUCGCCUAUCCGUGGGGUCCUAGUCUUCGCGGCUCAGAUUGUGGGUGGCAUUGCGUCGGCCGGUGUGGUCAGCGCCCUGUUUCCAGGGCCUUUGAAUGUUUCAACCCGUCUAGGAGGAGGCGCCUCUAUCUCGCAGGGGCUGUUUAUUGAGAUGUUCCUCACCGCGCAACUGGUCUUUGUGAUCAUCAUGUUGGCGGUGGUGAAACACAAGUCAACCUUUCUGGCACCGGUCGGAAUUGGUCUAGUCUUCUUCGUCACGGAGAUGAUUGGCGACUACUAUACUGGCGGCUCCCUUAAUCCCGCGCGUUCCCUCGGCCCGGAUGUUAUCAACCGCAGCUUCCCAGGUUACCAUUGGAUCUACUGGGUCGGUCCAUUGCUGGGUUCCUUACUGGCAUGCGGUUUCUUCGGUCUCUUGAGGAUGAUGGAAUACCAGACCGCCAAUCCGGGACAGGAUUAUAACGAGUGGGAAGCGAAGAACGGCCCCGGAUCCUUGGACAUGGCGACGACCCGACCGUCGGUCCAGUUCUCCGACACGUCCACCCUAAACCACGGGCAUUCGCCGACGAAUGGCCAGGGCGUGCAAUCGCAACCGGUCAACGGUGCAGAGCAGGUUUAAUCGCUGUCUACCGGCCUCGCUGGAAUCAGACACGCCACGGAUCCUGUCAUUGGACUGUUGGACGCUUUUAAUGCUGAUAAUUUUCGAUAGUCGACCUAGCUGUGUCCAAUUCGGGACAGUAAGGACGACAUAUGAACCUGUAGUCAAUUAUAAUUGUUAAUAAGUGUAGUUACAUCGCCAGCAAGGAUUAAUACUUGUUGGUGGGGGGAGUCUUGGGUGGAAGGUUACAUAUUAGUUACUAGUACUUGGUGGUUGGGAAGG
Aspergillus nomiae NRRL 13137 is the source of this 1335-nucleotide messenger RNA. RefSeq names its product aquaporin. Lineage: Eukaryota; Fungi; Ascomycota; Eurotiomycetes; Eurotiales; Aspergillaceae. Gene Ontology annotation, biological process: transmembrane transport. Bases 94 to 1074 code for a protein of 326 amino acids. The record is from RefSeq and is a predicted model, not a curated record. Gene Ontology annotation, cellular component: plasma membrane. Gene Ontology annotation, molecular function: water channel activity. The transcript is spliced from 3 exons.